AUGUCAUUGUCAGAAGAAGUAUUAGAAUAUUCAACUUUUAAGAGAAUGAAAGAUGACCUUUUGGAAGAUCAUUCUAAGUCUGCUAUGAAGCUUUUCCAGUCUGAAUUUUUGAUAACUUUUGAGGCUGUACGGCCUACCAAUUGUAAUCUGGCGAAUUUUCUUGCUUCAGAAGAAGUUUUGGUGCCCGAUGAAAAUCUUCCUGGAUAUUUCAAUCUAUCAUCACCUUUAGUGCGUUGGCUUCUCUUACAACAAAUAAUUCCAAAAUUGUUUUCAACCUCGCCUCAAGCGGAAGUCUCCUAUAAUCCUUUCACAGGUACCUUAGACAUCCUUAAGGCCUUGAAACAAGUUGUCUGUGUAUUUGAUAAAGAAAUAAUAAAGUCCUGCAACUCUUUUAAAUUAGCACGUGUGCUGGUCAAUAAUGCAAAUAAUCGAGAAGUUCCUAGAGAAUCAGUGUAUGAUGCGGAACUUUACCGGAUCAUGUCAAACUGGCUUGGUAGAUUUACAGUAAUGGGACAGUGGCAUCUAAAAUAUCGUGCAAGUGGGCACAUCAAUAAUAAAUAUGUCGACAUAGUCAUCGCACGAUCUGAUCAUCCAACCAUUGCGUUCAAACUUUUAGCUUCAGCUACAAAAAAAGAGCUCAAAGAACAUUAUAAACGGGCGCUUAUAUACGACAAGAAAUUAUCUGCAAACGAAACAUGGGUGGUUCAUUUCACCUGCGAAGAAAACGCCAUUUCAGUACCUUGCUAG
Molecule: messenger RNA, 747 nt
Organism: Funneliformis mosseae
Lineage: Eukaryota; Fungi; Glomeromycota; Glomeromycetes; Glomerales; Glomeraceae
Source: the annotation of a GenBank genome assembly